AGCCGACUCGCCUAGGAACAGGCAAGCCAAAAGUAUCCGGGAAACAGACAGGUGUCGUGGAAGUUUACACGAGCAGAGGCGCAUCCCUUCGCGUCUUUUCGUCAUUAUCUGGGAUAACGUGAAAGAGACUGUAACUGGCGGUCAUCCGGCACCCACUGAUCCUGUAUCAGCUGCUGCAUUCACACCUUGCCACCCUCUUCUCUUGCUCUGCAUGGAGUGGUAAUUGGCUAGGUAGUGAUGGAUGUGACACAGCAGGUGGAAGACAAAUGAUCGAGGGCUCUCCCUCAUACUGAGCCUCUGGGUCGUCCCAGCCUCGGCCCCCAGAGCAGCUGUGCCAGUGGCUCUCAUCAUCCUCCCCUCUUGGACCACCAGCAGCUCAGCGUGGCGAGGCCAGGAGCGAUGGGCCGGAAGCUGGACCUUUCAGGCCUGACUGAUGGGGAGGCAGAGCACGUCUUGAAAGUGGUCCAGCGGGACAUGAAGCUGCGAAAGAAGGAGGAGGAGAGGCUGAGUGAGAUGAAGCAGGAGCUGGCGGAGGAAGGCAGCAGAUGCUCCAUCCUCUCCAAGCAGCACCGCUUCAACGAGCACUGCUGUAUCCGCUGCUGCGCGCCCUUCACCUUCCUGCUCAACCCCAAGCGCCAGUGCCUGGACUGCCAGUACAACGUCUGCAAGACCUGCUGCACCUACAACAAGAGGGACAAAGCCUGGCUCUGCUCUGCAUGCCAGAAGGGCAGGAUUUUAAGGACACAGUCGCUUGAAUGGUAUUAUAACAAUGUGAAGAGUCGCUUCAAGAGGUUCGGCAGCGCCAAGGUUUUGAAGACUCUGUACAGAAAGCACAUUAUAGAGAGAGGAGCACUCUCUGAUCUCCCAGAAAGUAGUGUUCACGAGGGAAGCACUGGCAACGACAAUGAUGGCAGCAUCUGUGGCAGUGAUUCCGCUUUCUACAAACAGAGUGAAGGACACAGUAUGGCAGAGACCCUCACAGUCGCCUUGCGUGUCGCUGAGGAGGCUAUAGAGGAGGCCAUCACCAAGGCAGAGGAGUUCAGUGACAGCUUGGAGAAGCAGAAUGAGGCUCGGUAUCUGCGGGACCACAAAGAGGAGCUCAUAGAAGAACUUGCCACAACCAUUGUACAAAAAAUCAUACAGAGGAGGAAGCGUUCAGAGAUGCAGACAGAGUAUGACUUUGUCUGGCCUCAGCCUCAGUCCCUGAUCCAGCCCAGUGAACUCCCCUCUCCAUCUCAGCCUCACGCUUCUUCACAGGCACCACAGGACCCCCUGAAGACCUCCUACUCCCUCUGGCGCUCACGGUCAGCGUUCUCCCUCACCAGUGACGACUCCCCUGAGAAAGGUCCAGAGGAGGAGGGCGCCGGGGCAGGCUGUGGCUUGCAGGAGUACGCUUCUCUGAAGAGGGAGGGAAAGGCCACCUCUCUACCCAGCUGGAAGAGUGUAGACCGUCUGGACAACUCCAGUGCGUCCUCAGUGCUACAGAGCCCAGACGGUAACUGGAUUGCUCUGCACAGCUCGCAGCUGUCCCGGCCCAGCCUGCUUACCAAGAGGAAGAGCCUGGUGUUCAGCGUGUUGGAAAAGGAGUCGGGCGUCAUCUCAGCGUACGACGAGAUGGGGUCCGAUUCUGAGGAGGACGAUGAAGGCGGCUGGGGUGCGGCGUUGCGACAGUUCCGGCGCAAACUGUCCGAUGAGACUUACUACACAGACUCGCAGCACGACCCAGAGUGGACGUACACCCAGCACCUUCCCAUUACCUCACCGUCCUCUGGCCAGUACACCAACACAGAGACUCUCAACUCAGACUCAGAGGCUUCAUCGGUGCUGUCCGCGUGUCCUCGCAAACCGCCGCACAACCUGCUGAGGAAGAAAGGACCGCCGGACACACACCUGCACCCUCAUCACCAGCCGCUCUACCACCAACACCUUCACCAGAACUUCUCUCCAUAUCCACUCCACUCUGAGGCACUGGAUGUGAACUUUAACCCUAAGGUGAUGGGAGACAGCAGCGAAGCUGAAGAGAGGCAGAGUGACCCGGUCAGAAGAUCACGACGACGCAGAAAAAGCAAAAGAGAGCCAUCAGCAGAGCAGAGCAGGCCUGCAGGCCAGAGCCACACCCAGUCCGUCUACCCAUUAGUACAGGAGAACAGUGGUUUUCUACUCAGUGCCCUCCUGAAGAGGGGUUUAAGUGAGGAACAGUCAGUACCUGACACUAUGCCAAUGGCCACAGCUGCACCAGACGCCUUCAAAUUAGAUGCCAUGACACCCGAGCCAGAGGACUUGGACACAGUGGCCCCAAAUUCAGCAGCCCCUAGCCCUUCACAUCCACACUCUCUGGCUCCAGGGUCCCAGCACUCACCCAGCAGCCCAGGGCCUGGAGACCCUCUGGAAGAGGACCUGCAAUCCAGACUCAGCCAGCUGGUCAGCCAUGCCAACAGCAGAGACAGCAGCUCAUCCGAAGAGGAGCACACAAAGUGGCCUGCGGACAAACAAAUGGAUAAAGAAAGUGACAGACUGAGAGAGAAGAGGCCAAAAGACACAGAGAGAGAAAAGCAGAAGGCAAGUGACAGAUUAAGAGACAGGAACGGCAGUAGGGGAAGAGAGAGAGCAACUGAAACAGUGGAACAAGUGAAUGGACAAGAGAUGAAAAAAAGUGAGAGGUUUAAAAAGAGUCUUUCAGUGAGAGAAGAAGGAAGAGUUAGGGAGAGGAGAUUAGAGAAGGGGGGGGCAAGUUUCAAAGAGAAAGUAGACGACCAGGAGCAAAAGAGAGGGGAUAAAAGAGAGCCGAACAGACAAAGCAAGAGACAACAUGCAAGAGAUGUAGAGAAGGAAGCAGAACAGAAAGGAGGGGCAAGGCGGAGUGGAUCCAGCGCAACUUCACCUGCUAUUACACCUUCUUCCCACGAGGGGGUGCAGUCAGACAACCAGGAGGGACAGAAUGACUUGGAACAACAGCAGAGGCUUCAGUUGCUCUCUUCUCUCUUACAGCAGCAGAAGUACUCUGCGGCCUCUCUCUGCUGCAUCACCACAGAAGUGCUGAAGGUCUUGAACGCUACAGAGGAGCUGAUCGGUGAGGCAGGAGGUGAGAGCUACACCCCAUCUGAGUCGAUGAGUGCUUCUCCUAUCUCCAGCAGCUCCGAGAGCCGCAGGCUAGACCAGAGGCUGACCAAGAUGGAGGAGAAUGUGUACCUGACUGCUGGUGCUGUGUACGGGCUUGAGGGGGCACUGGGAGAGCUGGAGCAGUGUGCCCGCAGUAUUAGCAGUGGCACCACAGACACAGAGCUGGCCUUCCUGGAGGACCAGGUAGCCACCGCAGCUGCUCAGGUUCAACAGUCUGAACUACAGGUAUCAAACAUUGAGGCCAGGAUAUCAGCUCUGAAAACAGCUGGGUUGAAUGUGACUGUCUGCAAUCGCUUCUCCAAGAUCAACCCAAAGGCUAAGCCUCAAACCCUGGACUCAUCACGCCAUCAGAGAAGGAAGCUUCCAGCCCCUCCACUGAAAGAAAAGUUGGAGCCAGAGCAGCAGGUGAAAGUGUUUCGGCCAUAGUGACAGUUAGCAGCACAACAAGUCCCUCAGGGCCACUUCAGAGCCCCAGGGACGGGGGGCCCUCUCAUCCAGUGCCUUGACCCAGUGUCCGCCUCCAGCUCCAGGCCAAGCAUGGUUCAACACCUGCCCCAUGUGACCCACCAAGCACUCAGCCCUCAGCCAGGCACCAUACUGCAUUAGUCAAUUGUCUCACAGAAGACAUGACUGGCUCUUUCCUCUUUUCCACUUUAUUCUGCAUUUUCUCCUCCUCAUCAAGCAAGGAUGACAGUCAGUGUCUCUGCCUUAAAAAUCUGCAAACACUCCUCAUGACCCAACUGAAAAAGAAUAUCUGUAUAGACAAAAAGAAGACCUCUCAUUUCCUUUUUUUAAAUCUGUUUGCAAGAGUGUCGUGAGUUACUGUACAAUGACGACGUGGAAAAAUCGUGUGAAACUUUCUGUGAUUCAGUGUCCCAAAAAGAGGCUGAGCCGUGUUUUAUACUUCAUAUUCUUUCUCACCACGAAAUGUCAUGAGGAAUCCUAUCACACUGUAAGCCCCUUCAGAGCUUUUUUGGAUGAUUGUCCUUUUUCACACACACACAGCUAUUAGAUGGUAAUCCUCAUUUGGAGGAAUGAUUGUAACACCUUUGCCAUUUUACCAUUUAAAAAAAUCCAUGCACACCAGAAAACAGUAUUCAGAUGUGCAACAUAUCAGGACCAAAAUGUUUUUGUCCCUCCUUUCUGCCACUAAAAUUGCUAGAUGGCAAUAACGGUACACAAAGCACACUUGGUAAAUCUGUCAUUCUUUGUAACGGCCUCAAUAGUUAAAUUUAAAGUUUGGGAAAUAUUCACCUUUUAGUUUUGGGAGAAGAUCGAUACCACUAUCAUGUCUGCACAAUGUACCCUGAAAGCUUAGCAUAGCAUGAAGAAUGGAAACGAAGGGGGACAGCUACCCCGACUCAAAAGGGUAAAAAAAAAUUGUUUGUUUAAACAGUACAUGAAGGCAUCUUUAAACUAAGCGCAGCUAGCCAGCUGCUGGCAGUAGCUUCAUAUUUAGCAUACAGACACAAAGGUGGUAUCAGUUUUUUUUCAUCUAACUAAUCUAACAACUUUUCUCAUCAUCUAAUUCUAAGCAAGAAAGUGAAAAGGCGUAUUUCCCAAGAUGUCCAACUAUUCCUCAAAUAAAUGCAAACUGCAAUGAUUUACUGGGGAAAUGCGCAAUGCAGAAAAUAACUUCUUAGUACUCACAUACACAUACUACAGCCUUAAUGUGAAAUAGCUAUGAGGCUAAAUAAGGUUUGAUUAAUGUCUAAAUGUCAGACAAACUCAUCUCAACAUAACAUAGGUUUGAUGUUCAGGUUUGGUCUGACAGCCUUCCCCCGUGCAGUAUUCUUCAACGCAAAGUCAUUUUCUUCGUUUACUUUCAAACAUUGUGGCCUUUUAUUUGAACAAAAAGGUAUUUUCAUGUUUUCCCUUCACUGGGUCAUGUCCGAACAUUUUGUGUUGCAUUCAGAAAGUCUUGUAAAGAUUUUUACAUAAUGAAGUCUGAUGGGCAAUAUAACAAAUGCCAUGAAACCAUGAUUUUGUUACAAGCAAUUUAUUUUUGUACUUACUGAACGUUUUUAUGCAAUACCACUGAAAUAAGUACUAUUGCAAAUUAAAGGCUUUAUUCUCUCCUGAAAGGAGCCCUCCUCAGUCAGUCCUAUCAGACUCUCUCAUGUGUGAUGUUUCAAAGUGCUUUCAGUGUAUGCUUGCAUUUACCAUUUGAUAUUCUGCCAGUAAUGACGAUGGUAAAUGUUACAAAAACACAGGUGACAACAGGCAUUUUUGGAGCGGCUAGUACGAUUCAUAUUGUAUUUGUACUCCUUAAACACUAGAUUUGAGAAUAUAGCCUUUCAUUUUUGGGUUAUUUUUCUUUACUCUGUGACCACUUACAUUAGUCAGAAUCUCAGUUAGCCAUGCACACAGUUGUCAAAGAUUUUGCUGUGGCUACAGCUUAAGAACAGAGUUUGAUUCCCUGAUGGACUUUUUGAACUAAAAGGUGUGAUGAUCUUCUGUAUGAAUGCUCUGUCCCUUCUAUUAGUGACCUUUUCAUCCAAGCCUUUCACAUCUCUGGUUUUGCACAUUGAUCCUGUACUUUUGUCAAUCUUGUUCUCCAGAAGUGUUGGUGUAUAAAAGCAUGUUUUUGUUAUUGUCAAAAUUGAUGUAAAAUUUCCCAUGAGAAGCACAGCCACAAGGGUCCAAUCAUCAGUGUCCUGUAUUUUUCUAAUAUAAAAAAAGUAUUAUCUCAUAAAAGAAUUUGUUAAUAAAUGUAUAUGUGUGAAAAGAUGGAUAUGAUAUAGAAUAAUAUGUGUAUUACCCAAUCAUAGCUGACUGAUCUUUCAGUGUUGUGUGGAAGACUAUGUAUAAUUGUCAUGACUUGUAGGGCUGGAUUCACACAGGAAGUUGAAUUUACUACUGUAACUGUGUCCCAGAUACUCAGAAAUGAGACUCACACAGAGCUAAAAACAAAUCUUACUUUUGUUCCUGUUUCAAUCCAGUGUGAAUGACUACAAUGAGGUUCACUGUGCACAGCUCCACAGGGGGGCCAUUCACAUUUAUGUGCAAUUGUUUGUUGCAGUCCAUAUGACAUGUUGGGGAAAAUAUUAAGAAGCAAAAAAUACAGAUUCUCUAUGUGCCACAGUACUCUGAGGAAAAAAAUGUACUAUGAAAUUAAUAAAAUGUGCAAACCUAAA
Messenger RNA from Micropterus dolomieu (smallmouth bass), 6257 nucleotides. It is a transcript of the gene myripb, whose product is annotated as myosin VIIA and Rab interacting protein b. Gene Ontology annotation, biological process: intracellular protein transport. The transcript is spliced from 19 exons. Gene Ontology annotation, molecular function: actin binding; small GTPase binding; myosin binding. The record is from RefSeq and is a predicted model, not a curated record. Bases 400 to 3546 code for a protein of 1048 amino acids. Lineage: Eukaryota; Metazoa; Chordata; Actinopteri; Centrarchiformes; Centrarchidae. Gene Ontology annotation, cellular component: cortical actin cytoskeleton.